Messenger RNA from Opisthorchis viverrini, 2034 nucleotides. RefSeq lists its product as hypothetical. Gene Ontology annotation, biological process: proteolysis. The transcript has 12 exons. Gene Ontology annotation, molecular function: peptidase activity. The coding region runs from base 1 to 2034 and encodes 677 amino acids. NCBI's taxonomy places the organism in Eukaryota, Metazoa, Platyhelminthes, Trematoda, Opisthorchiida, Opisthorchiidae. The record is from RefSeq and is a predicted model, not a curated record.
AUGAAGGAGAUCACGAAACGCUUGCUUUCAAAUAAAUCAUGGUUGUACGGCAGUGAAGCAUCAGUGUUGAACACUGAUGUCAUCCUGUCUAUGAUGAUCACUAUGGACCGCAAAUUAUUCACCCUGUUCACCUUCAUUGAACAAAUGCAGGAGAAGUACAUACACCGACUACGAGAAUUCGUGGCGAUCAAAAGUAUAUCUGAAAGCAAGGCCAAUCGAUUAGACGUGGUUAAAGCCUUGAGAUGGAUCGCCUUCCGAUUAAAAAGACUCGGUGCGGAUGUGCGCAUGCGAAGAAUCGGCAAAGAAUUCAUUUACACUGGAGACAACAUUCCACUCACGAAAGCUGAUGAAAUGGAACUUCCGGACGUUGUGGUCGCCUCUCUGGGAACUGAUGUCACCAAGCGAACCUUGCUUAUCUAUGGUCACGUGGAUGUCAAACAAGUUCACGAGAGUGAAGCAUGGACACACGAUCCCUUUGAUAUGCAAGUUCGGGAUGGAUAUUUAUGCGGACGAGGGGUCACCGAUGAUAAAGGACCGAAGCUUUCCAAACUCGGUGCGGAUGUGCGCAUGCGAAGAAUCGGCAAAGAAUUCAUUUACACUGGAGACAACAUUCCACUCACGAAAGCUGAUGAACUGGAACUUCCGGACGUUGUAGUUGCCUCUCUGGGAACUGAUGUCACCAAGCGAACCUUGCUUAUCUAUGGUCACGUGGAUGUCAAACAAGUUCACGAGAGUGAAGCAUGGACACACGAUCCCUUUGAUAUGCAAGUUCGGGAUGGAUAUUUAUGCGGACGAGGGGUCACCGAUGAUAAAGGACCGGUAUUAGGCUGGAUCAAUGCCGUAGAAGCUUUCCAAAAAACUAAUGUCACGUUACCAGUUAACCUGAAAUUUGUCAUCGAAGGUAUGGAGGAGGUCGGUUCCGAAGGGUUGCAUGAACUCCUCAGUGAACUAUCACAUGGCUUUUUUAAGAAUGUCGACUACGUUGCAAUAUCGGACAAUUACUGGCUUGGACAAGACACUCCAUGUCUGACCUACGGACUUCGUGGAGUCAUCUAUUUCUACAUCACAGUGGAAGGGGCAGACCGCGUGUUGCACUCCGGUUGUCACGGUGGUGCCGUUGUAGAACCAUUGGAUGACUUAAUCAGCCUACUGGGUGCACUAAAUGACACGCGUGGAAGGCCGCUUGUCCCGGGGAUCUAUGAUGACAUUCAAGAAAUGAACCCAGAGGAAACAAAACGUUUCGCAGAGUUGGAUUAUGUUCCCGAAGUGUAUCAGGAUCAAAUUUCGGCUCCCGGGCUACAGUCUGUAGAUAAAGUUGACCUGCUUCGGAGGCGAUGGUGCCUACCUUCCAUUUCCAUUCACGGAAUAGAACAUUCCUUUGACAAACCGGGUGCUCCCACACUAAUAUGUCGUAAGGUGUUGGGCAAAUUUUCCGUCCGCAUCGUACCCGAUCAAAACCCAAAGAAAAUUGCCCAGAAGGUCACUGACUACUUGGAGUCCAUUCACAGACAGCGCAGUUCACCAAACAAGUUGGAAAUAAAAGUGUUUCGUGAUGGCAGACCGUUUCUAGGGGACCAUACGUGUGCCAAUUACCAGGCAGCGUACCAGGCGAUUGCAAGAGUGUGGCACAAGCCCCCGGAUCUGACCAGAGACGGUGCAACUAUCCCGGUCGCAAUAGCUCUGGAAGAAUCAACGAAAAAAGACGUGGUUCUUAUCCCUAUGGGCCAGAGUCUGGACUUCCAGCACGAGAACAACGAACGACUAUCGAUCCAGAAUUUCAUGAACGGGAUGAAGGUCUUUGUCAUGUACUUUUUCCAGCUGGCAGCAAUAGAAAUAGAAGAUAGCGAAGAAGAAGAGAAGAGACAACUGGAACGUGAAAAAUGGCGAGGGAAAAUGCACCCUUUCGGUGCCAUUCCACCAGAAGGAAGCAUGAGGACUGGAAUACUGCCAGGUUGCCCAAGCCUAGACAGAGGAAGUCGAGAGGCAGAGGUCGUGUUCGAACCAUGGACUUUCCGGUCAGCAAAUUCGCGCUGA